UUGCAGGACGGGGGGAGUUGAAGGGAGGAUGCUGAGCUACUUCGGAGCAGCAGCGGGAGUGGUAGGUGGAGCGAGGCUAGCGAGGACGGAGCCGGCCUCUCCUCGGCUAUGGCCCGCCUGGCAGAUUAUUUCAUUGUGGUGGGCUACGACCAUGAGAAGACAGGCUCAGCAGAUGGCUUGGGGAAAAUAAUACAGAGAUUUCCCUUAAAGGAUUUGGAUGAUACUCCUUUUCCACAAGGAAUAGAGUUGUUUUGUCAACCUGGAGGAUGGCUUUUAUCCAGAGAAAGGAAGCAGCCUACAUUUUUUGUGGUGGUUUUGACAGAUAUAAACUCUGAACGACACUAUUGUUCUUGCCUAACAUUCUAUGAAGCAGAGAUCGAUUUGCAGGGGUCAAGAGUAACUGAAGGUGAGCAGGAAUCUGGGUUGAUUCAGCCUGCAGAAGUAUUUGCUCCCAAAAGUCUAGUAUUGGUAUCCAGGUUGGAUUAUCCAGAAAUAUUCAGGGCUUGCCUUGGCUUAGUGUACACUGUGUAUGUGGACAACCUGAAUGUCUCAUUGGAAACUCUCAUUGCAAAUCUCUGUUCAUGCUUUGUUCCUGCUGCUGGAGGGUCACAGAAACUGUUUUCCUUAGGAGCAGGAGACAGGCAACUGAUACAAACUCCUUUACAUGAUAGCCUUCCAGUUACAGGAACUAGUGUGGGUCUUUUAUUUCAACAAUUAGGAAUUCAAAAUGUGCUGAAUCUAUUCUGUGCAGUCCUUACAGAAAAUAAAGUCCUCUUUCAUUCUGCUAGUUUCCAAAGACUGAGCGAUGCCUGUAGAGCAUUAGAGUCCUUAAUGUUUCCUCUCAAAUAUAGUUACCCGUACAUUCCAAUUUUACCUGCACAACUCCUGGAGGUUCUAAGUUCACCAACACCUUUUAUUAUUGGUGUACAUUCUAUCUUCUGUAAUGAUAUCCAUGAACUAUUAGAUGUAAUCAUAGCAGACCUAGAUGGCGGUACAAUUAAAAUUCCUGAAUGUAUUCACCUCUCCCAGCUUCCAGAACCACUGCUGCAGCAGACUCAAACUUCUCUGUCUCUAGUUUUAUAUCCAGAUUUGGCAACAGCAGAUUAUGCAUUUCCUCCCCCUCGAACUGCUCUGUCACAUUCCAAAAUGUUGGAUAAAGAGGUGCGUGGAGUCUUUCUUAGAUUAUUUGCACAACUUUUCCAAGGAUAUAGAUCCUGUCUUCAGCUAAUCAGAAUUCAUUCAGAACCUGUAAUAAACUUUCAUAAGGCAGCUUUCUUAAGCCAACGGGGCUUAAUUGAGAAUGAUUUCCUUACCAAAAUUCUGAAUGGAAUGGCAUUUGCAGGUUUUGUGUCAGAGAGAGGUCCUCCAUAUAGAUCCUGUGAUCUCUUUGAUGAGCUGGUAGCAUUUGAAGUAGAGAGAAUUAAAUCUGAAGAGAGCAAUUCAUUAAAAGUGUUAAAACAUAUCCGAGAACUCGCGGAGCACCUAUUAAAAAAUGAGAAUCCAAAUCCUCAUAUGACAUUCCAAAAAGUUCCACGACCUACAGAAGGAUCUCAUCUACGAGUUCAUGUACUUCCUUUUCCCAGGAUUAAUGAAAAUCAGGUUCAGGAUUUAAUUCAGGAAAAUUUGAUUAAAAACCAAAGUGCACCAUCUGCUUCUCGCAUUGAAAGGAAAUGUGUUGUUCCUGCUGGCCCACCUGUUGUUUCCAUAGUAGAAAAGGCAAGCACAGUUUUCAACAGUGCACAAAGACUGGAAGUUGUUAGAAACUGCAUCUCUUUUAUAUUUGAAAAUAAACUUUUGGAGACUGAAAAGACCUUGCCUGCUGCACUGAGAGCCCUCAAAGGAAAAGCAGCUCGACAAUGUUUGACACAGGAACUAAGCCUCCAUGUUCAACAAAAUCGUGCAAUUCUGGAUCAUCAACAAUUUGAUUACAUAAUACGAAUGAUGAACUGUACUUUGCAGGAUUGUUCAUCUUCAGAAGAAUAUAAUAUUGCUGCAACAUUAUUACCAUUGACAACUGCUUUUUAUAGGAAAUUAGCUCCUGGAGUCAAUCAAUUUGCAUAUACCUGUGUCCAAGACCACCCAAUAUGGGCUAACCAGCAGUUUUGGGAAACAACCUUUUAUAGUGAUGUGGAAAAUCAAAUUCGCUCUCUGUAUCUUUCAACUAAGGAAGACAAUCAUCCACAACACUUAAUGCAAAAGGAGAAGUUUUCCGAAGACCAAGGGCAAGAAAAAACUGCCAUGGACUUGGCAGCUGAGCAGUUACGUUUGUGGCCAACGCUUAGUAAAGAGACUCAGCAACAGCUGGUACAAAGUGAAGAAAGCAUGGUAUUCAGCCAAGCAAUUCACUUUGCCAACCUCAUGGUGUAUCUGUUAGUGCCACUGGACACCAGUAAAAACAAACUGCUAAGAAUGUCAGCUACAGGAGACUGGGAGAGUGGAAGCAAUAGCAUUGUCACAAAUAGCAUUGCAGGCAGUGUUGCAGAGAGCUAUGAUACUGAAAGUGGUUUUGAAGAUUCUGAAAAUAAUGAUGUUGCCAAUGCUGUGGUGCGCUUCAUUACCAGAUUCAUAGACAAGGUUUGUACUGAAAGUGGAGUUACACAGGAUCACAUCCGAAGUCUUCAUUGUAUGAUACCAGGUAUUGUAGCCAUGCACAUUGAGACUCUGGAGGCUGUCCAUCGAGAAAGUAGGAGGCUGCCACCAAUACAGAAGCCCAAGAUUCUACGACCAGAUUUGCUGCCAGGGGAAGAGUUUGUGUGUGAAGGUCUCCGUGUGCUCUUGGAUCCUGAUGGCAGAGAAGAGGCAACUGGAGGAUUGCUUGGAGGACCUCAUAUUCUUCCUGCAGAAGGAGCUUUGUUCCUUACUACAUACAGAGUUAUAUUUAAAGGCACCCCUCAUGAUCAACUAGUUGGAGAACAAACAGUUAUUCGGAGCUUCCCUAUUGCUUCAGUAACAAAGGAGAAGAAAAUUACCAUCCAAAACCAACUUCAACAAAGUAUGCAAGAAGGGCUGCAGAUCACCUCAGCUACCUUUCAGCUGAUCAAGGUAGCUUUUGAUGAGGAAGUGAGCCCUGAAGUUGUAGAGAUAUUUAAGAAGCAGCUGAUGAAGUUUCGCUAUCCUCAGUCCAUCUUCAGUACUUUUGCUUUUGCAGCUGGCCAAACAGCACCUCAGAUCAUCUUGCCAAAGCAAAAGGAGAAAAACACUUCCUUUCGCACUCUUUCAAAAACAAUUGUAAAAGGAGCAAAACGUGCAGGGAAAAUGACAAUUGGCCGGCAGCACUUACUAAAAAAAAAGACAGGAACAAUCAUAGAGGAAAGGACAAAUCGUCCUGGAUGGAAUGAAGAAGAUGAUGUCUCAGUUUCAGAUGACAGUGAAAUGCACACGAGUGGUACUUUGAAAGCAUCAGAAAAAUCAACAAUGGAGCAGCUAGUGGAAAGAGCUUGUUUUAGAGACUAUCAGCGGUUGGGGUUAGGAACCAUCAGUAAUAGUUCUUCACGUUCAAAAACAGAAUACUUUCGAAUAACAGCUUUAAACAGGAUGUAUUCCCUUUGCAGAAGUUACCCAGGAUUGCUAGUGGUACCUCAAUGCGUACAGGACAGCAGCCUGCAGAGAGUAGCUCGCUGCUAUCGGCACAAUCGCUUGCCAGUGGUAUGUUGGAAAAACUCAAAAACAAGUACAUUCCUGUUUCGAGCUGGUGGUUUCCAUGGGAAAGGAGUUGUUGGCCUUUUCAAAUCACAAAAUACACAAACCUCAGCUCCUACAUCACUUGAAUCAUCAAGCAGCAUAGAACAAGAAAAAUACCUUCAAGCCUUAUUGAAUGCAAUUUCUGUCCAUUGUAAAUUGAAUGGUAAUAAUACUCUUACCAUCAGACCAGCAAUUGCUUUAUCUCCAGGUGUGUGGGCCAGCCUUCGUUCUAGUGGUCGAUUUAUCAGCACUCAGAUGCCAUUCCUUGAUGUGGGUGCAAGAUUAGCAGGAAAGGAUGGUUCACCUUCAUUCACCAGCAGCGGUGCCUAUUUGCAGAACCGACUCCUCAAGCGACAAGCUGCUCUUUACAUAUUUGGAGAAAAAUCUCAACUCAGAGGCUUCAAACUUGAUUUUGCUUUAAAUUGUGAAUUUGUUCCAGUUGAAUUCAGUGACAUCCGGCAAGUGAAAACUAGUUUUAAAAGACUCAUAAGUGCUUGUGUUCCUAGCAAUAUUCCAGCAGAUUCUGAAAUAACAUUCCUGAAAGCUCUUGGAGAGUCUGAAUGGUUCCCUCAGCUUCACAGAAUAAUACAAUUGGGUGUUGUCAUAUCAGAGCUACUUGAAAAUGGUUCCUCAGUUUUAGUUUGUCUGGAAGAUGGCUGGGACAUCACGGUGCAGGUGCUGUCUCUUGUGCAAUUACUCAGUGAUCCAUUCUAUCGAACACUUGAAGGAUUCAGAAUGCUAAUAGAGAAGGAAUGGUUAUCUUUUGGUCAUAAGUUCAGCCAGCGCAGUAAUUUAACUCUCAAUUGUCAAGGAAGUGGAUUUGCACCCAUUUUUCUGCAGUUCUUGGAUUGUGUGCACCAGAUUCACAGCCAGUAUCCAACAGAGUUUGAAUUCAAUCAGUAUUACUUGAAGUUCUUAGCAUUUCAUUAUGUUUCCAAUCGAUUUAAAACAUUCCUGCUGGACUCAGACUAUGAAAGACUGGAACAUGGAACAUUAUUUGAAGAUAAAGGAGAAAAACACGGCAAAAAGGGAAUUUGCAUUUGGGACUGCAUUGACAAAAUACACAAAAGGAGUCCGGUUUUCUUCAAUUAUCUCUACGCGCCAGUUGAAACAGAGGUAUUAAAACCAAAUGUCAGCCUUUCCUGCCUUAAGAAAUGGGAUUACUACACAGAAGAGACUUUAGCCACAGGCCCAACCUAUGACUGGACUAUGAUAAGUGCAAAGUGUAGUACCUUGGAUGAAACAGAUCAGAUGGAUAUGUCAUCUUCCCACAAUAAGAGAAAAAUUGUCUGGCCAUGCUAUGAUAACCUUACUAAAGUGCAACCUGAUGCCAUCACCAACUUAUUUAGUGAAAUUGAAAGACUGGAGAACAAAUUAAACCACAGCCCAGAAAGAUGGCAGUCACUGUGGGAAAGAGUUAAAGUAAAUGUGAAAGAAGAUUCAGGGAAAGACAAUCAUCAGAGACAUCCUUCUGGCUCUUCGGCAAUGUCUGUCAACCUGCACUCUUGUCAGAAGAGGUCUAUAUUGCAUCUACCAGACAGUGGCUUGGGUGAAGAACGGAACAGCAACAUUUCAUCUUCCAAUGGUGUAGAAAGGAGAGUAACAACACUGUACAAUCAGUUCACAUCAAAACACGAUGAAAAUAGAUCUUUUGAAGGUACCCUUUACAAAAGAGGAGCUUUGCUAAAAGGUUGGAAACCACGCUGGUUUGUGUUAGAUGUUACAAAACACCAGCUAAGAUAUUAUGAUUCCAUGGAAGAUGCUUGUUGUAAGGGCCAUAUUGAGCUUGCAGAAGUAGAAAGUGUAAUCCCUGCUUCACCAACUAUUGGUGCUCCAAAACAUGCUAAUGAAAAAGCUUUCUUUGAUCUAAAGACAAGUAAACGAGUGUAUAAUUUUUGUGCGCAAGAUGCACAGAGUGCCUACCAGUGGAUGGACCGGAUACAAAGCUGCAUUUCCGAUGCAUAAUAAGGAAUUUAUUUUUGCUAUCAUCAUCAUCGUCAUUUAAAAAGUAUCUGUUGAUAUGCCUGAGUAACUCUGUUUCCAAGAAGAAUUGUUUAUUGCAGUUCAAACAGCCUUAUAUUUCAGCCACAGUGCUCAGAACAUCAUAUUUCUUUUAGUUGAUAAUUUAUAUAAUGUCUCGUUCUCCAUUUGGAAGAUACUAACUAACCUCAUUGCCCAGAAAACCUCAUCUUCAAUACAAUUCCAGGCUAAGUGAUCCCAGAGGGAUAACUUUUUUCUAGACACAGGAAUGAAUAAUCCAGCAGAACACUUAAUUUUUGGAAAAUAAUCCUGUAUUUAUCUUUAAUCUUAUUAGCUUCCUAUUUUAGAAAAAGGGAUUCGUAUUCAGACCAGCAGUGUUUUCUGAGAAAGAGGUUAUUUAAACCUUUAAACCCUGGAGUCCAAUAAAAAGACACACUCAAGGCACCAUAAAUUAAAAGAAGCAGUUUCUUUUCUGUCUCUUGCUUUCUGAACAUUCUGUCUUGAGAACUAUCUUACCAUUUUUCUACUAGUUAAUUCAUCUUUGUAGAUGAAUGGAAACCAAGAUCAGGCCUCAGGAAGAGGAAAUGCUAACAAAUACAAAAGUUGUAUAUUAACUUAUGUGCUGUUCUGUUCAUUGUAAAAAGAAAAAAAAAUGCACUAAACAAAGCAAACACUUGCACUGAAAUCUUUGAAAACAGGCAUUUUGAAGGAGAGAAGUAAAUUAUUUAUAGCAAAAUGCUAGCAAGAUAACAACAAUUUAAGAUAAUGAUAUGUACAUAAUUUGGCUUGAUGUGAUGUAAUUUGAUACUUUAAAUGUUUUUGCACAUAAAUUGGAAGAAUGUUUUUAGAUUUUUUAACAUUUGCCAGUGUGUUUGUUCAUCUUAAAAAUCUCUGACAAUUUUUUUACAAACCAAAAUAAAAGCUUUUCUUGAUAGUGACUUUUGAGUGUAACAGCCCUAGAAAGAAAAUAUGUUUUCUUUAAAAACUAAUUCAUUAAAAUUAAUAGCUCAAUGUUUGUUUAUACUAGCCAGUAUUUUCUAGGGUUUAGUGACGUCACUUGUAAGUUAAUGGCUGAGUUCACAUGUAAUGCUAAGUCAAAGUUUAAUGGAAUAAGGGUAUCUUACUUGGACUGAUGAAUGAAUCUCUUCCUUUGGUGUUUUGGAAGCUGUCAUAUUAAAUUCCAUUCUAAGAGCUGAAUCUGGACAGUGAUUAAUCUUCACUAAAGUUGUCUAUAACAAGCCAUUGGUUUUUGAAAUAGCUUAUUUUUUUACUAACCAGAGUUAAAAUUAACCACAGUUUAUUAUUAUGAACCUUAAAUUAUGAUUUAUCAAAACUAAAUCAAGAACUGUUAGUGUGCUUCUCUUACAUAUGUUAGAGAACGCAAAGAAAAGGGGAGCCCAAAGGUCCAAAGCUCUCAGUAGUUCCUCCUGAUAUUAAACCACGGUUUAGCAUUAUGUGCAAAUCAAGCCAGUAUUGACUAAAACUGAUUUCACUUGUAGGAUUUCAGUUUCUGGAAUUGUUUACCUUUUUUAAAAAAACCACUAUUUUCCCUAUUUUUCUAAUGAAUAGUGAAUACAGAUUUCACACUACACAAAAUAGGAAAUAUUUCUUUUUUAAAUAUAUUUGGAUUUCCAAACUUAAAGAAAUGAAGGAUUUUUCUAGCAUUUUCAGCUGAUAAAUUACCACUUGUGAAAAAAAUGGUGUUUGCACAUUCAUGUACUUUUCUUUGUAUAUGAAGUACUUUUCUAUGUGCUUUGUAAAAAAUAAUGAUUGUGUUUGUUUUAAAGUUGUUAAAAAAUAUACACUACUCAUACAGUUAUAACUAGGAAUUUUAAUUAUUUUAUAUAUGUUCCAUAACUAGCAUUUGUUAACUACCUUGUAAUAAAGAUACUUCAUAUGACAACAUUCCUUCUUUAUCCAGUGGAAUAGUUAAUACCAUAUCUUUAAUUGUAUAAUUUAGAUCCCAAGUUAUCCUGUAAUAAAAUUCAUAUUUUUGUACAGAAAAUGCCAUUUUGCAUGUGAAAAACUGUUCUUUGCUCUAUUUUUUCAUUGUUAAAUUCAAAGCAUUCCAUGAAUAUCACAAACUGGCCAUAUCAGUUAGCUGCCUUGAAAAGUUAAGCUAUGUAUUUCAUUCUGUGUUGACUGAAUAAAUAA
Molecule: messenger RNA, 7815 nt
Organism: Protobothrops mucrosquamatus (brown spotted pit viper)
Lineage: Eukaryota; Metazoa; Chordata; Lepidosauria; Squamata; Viperidae
Gene: SBF2
Product: SET binding factor 2
Exons: 40
Coding region: 109-5646 (1845 amino acids)
Source: RefSeq, a predicted model, not a curated record